AUUUUGUCGUCUGCUAUUAGUCGCUUGGGUGUGGUGUGAGAUGCGUAGUUGUAGUGUUUAGUAUUCUUCAAAAUCUGCCAAAAACGACUGAAAAAUGGUGUGGGGCUUCGUUACUUGUGGACCCAAUGAAGCUCUUGUCGUAUCAGGAGCUUGCACUCCUCGGAAUAUGCCUCACACUGUAGUAGGUGGACGAGCCUUUGUGCUCCCAUGCUUCCAACAAGCACAGAGGAUCUCUCUCAACGUCAUGACCCUGAAUGUGGAGUCCCCACGAGUCUACACUGCGCAAGGUGUGCCCCUCUCUGUCACAGGCAUUGCUCAGGUGAAGGUGCAGGGGCAGCAUGAGGAGAUGCUGCUUGCAGCUUGUGAACAGUUCCUUGGCAAGACUGAGCAAGAGAUCCACACCAUCGCCCUGGAAACUCUUGAGGGACAUCAGCGUGCCAUCAUGGGCUCCAUGAGUGUUGAGGAGAUCUACAAGGACCGUAAGAAGUUCAACCACAAUGUUUUUGAGGUUGCCUCCACUGAUCUGGUCACAAUGGGCAUCACUGUGCUCUCUUACACACUCAAGGAUAUUCAUGAUGAUGAGAGGUGCUAUGCUAAGGGCUACCUCGAUGCGCUAGGUAUGGCCCGAACUGCAGAGGUGAAGCGCGAUGCUCGCAUUGGUGAAGCCGAGGCCAAGAAGGAGUCAAGUAUGAAGGAGGCUCUUGCUGAAGAAGAAAGGAUGGCCGCCAAGUACAUCAAUGACACACAAAUGGCCAAGGCUAAGCGAGACUUUGAGCUCAAGAAAGCCACCUAUGACACUGAGGUGCAGACCAAGCGAGCAGAAGCCGAACUUGCUUCUGAGCUGCAAGAGGCUAAAACUCGCCAAAAGAUCAAGGAAGAACAAAUGCAAAUCAAGGUGGUUGAACGUGCCCAAGAAGUUCAGUUGCAGAACCAAGAGAUCUUGCGUCGCGAGAAAGAACUUCAGGGUACCGUCAAGCAGCCUGCUGAGGCUGAGAAGUUCAGGUUGGAGAAAAUUGCCGAGGCAACGCGCAUUCGACUGGUAUUGGAGGCUGAAGCUGAAGCCGAAGCCAUCAGGGUGAAGGGGGAGGCUGAAGCCGCCGCCAUCGAAGCCAAAGCUAAAGCCGAAGCCAGCAUCAUGGCUCAGAAAGCUGAAGCUUGGAAGGAGUUCAAGGAGGCUGCUAUGAUGGAUCUCUACCUCCAAACAUUGCCUAAGAUUGCAGCUGAGGUGGCAGCUCCUCUGAGCCAGGCUAAGAAGAUCACGAUGAUCAGCAGCAGCAAGAGCGAAGUGGGCGCCGCGAAGCUCACUGGAGAAGUGAUGGACAUCGUUAGCCGCGUGCCUGAGAUGGUCCAUAAGAUGACCGGCAUUGACGUGGCGAAGCCUGUGCGGACUGUGUAGGUUGGAGGACUCGGAUGAGGGUCCCUGCCACGCCUGCUCGCCCUCUGUAUUGAGUCUGCAGUAACUCGACUUAUGUCUUGUGACCUUGCCAAUGCUAUCCUACUUUUGCGAGUAAUUCUUCUGUUAAUGUGCACAACGGAAAGUCAUCUUUUUUUGUAUUCCAUACACAACUGCAAGUUUAUUUAGCACAUCUUCCACUUUUAUCCUUUCUCCAACUUUGUUGUGAACGCAACCCGAAUUAGCCGGAUAAGCUUGCAAUAUUUCGCGCACCGAAAUAUAUUUUAUAUAUACAGAUAUGAUACUAACUGUGUCUGUAUGCAUACUAGUUGUAUGACAUGUCACAAAUUUUUAUGAGUAUUCUUGAAUAUAUCGUAAUUACUCUUACCAGCUUUUAUGUGGUGUGCUAUGGUUUGGCGUUUUGUCAACUCAGCAGACGGCAGUUGUUGAUUGAUGGAAAAGUCAUCUUGCAUUUGAGUUCUGCGACUGCAUAUGCAUGCAUUUUCUACUGCAUGGAAAUAUUAUCGUUUAUUAUGCCUGAAAAUUACUCAUGGUCGUCAUUAUAAGGAAAUUUGAGUUCUCUCUUAUUUGAUAUUCUUAACUGAAGAGACACAGAGCGGGGAAACACUUAGAAUUCAUGCUGGUGAAGUUCACUAUAAUCUGAUAGCAAAUUUUGAACAAAUGUUUACUUCACGAUGAAAUAUGGAAUCAUACUUUUUUAAACCGGCAAACUUGGCAUGUAUACAAACCUAUAACAGUAAAAUUUAGACACUCAUUGUUUUAAUUUUGAUUGAUGUGUAACAAAUGGGAUACUUACAUCAUAUUGCUUCGUUCAUUCUGUGGCAUUUGUUCCAAAGACUUUCAGGGGCAUUGUUUUUAUCCUUCGUUGUUUGUUGUUGUCAAACAGCAAAUGAAUGAAGCACUGAAUUACUGUGAAGGAAGGCCUUCAGAUUCUCACACUUUCUAUCGUGGAUUCAUCUCGAUACCGUUUUUAUCUAUUGUAUUAUUCAUCCUCAUCUUGGGAUGAAAUAGUAGUUCAGUAUUUCUUGCAUUUGUUAUUUCCUUUAAGUUUGAGCGAAAUUCUUAGUAUGGAUAAUCGUUACUUGCUUCACUGUGUUUAACUUACAGUAUUUGGUUGUCCAAGACCGCACUUGAAUGUGUAGGUAACAUCACAGAAACUUCCUAACUACCUGUUACCUUUUAAUCCAAGAUUAACCGGGAACGUCUAAUUCAAGAUUGAUCGUGAACUUCUAAACCAAAAUAAUUCAUUUACCCAUAACUGUCCAAUUUUAGUACGCAUUAGUUUUGUAACCAAUUUCGUUCAGUAAGCUAGUAUGAUGGGAAGAUAACCGUCUGGAACUCUUGUCUUAGUCGUUAGGCUUCAUCUGACUAACCUGAAUGGUACCUUAUAGCAUUAAUGUUCCUUCCUCUCUUCUUGGAUUUGCUGCAUGCGUGAUUAAAAUAUAUGGAGUACUCGCGCUGUAGUGUUGUGGCCUUAGCUUAGCGUCGCUGCAUUCAAACGUUCCAAUAACUCCGACAGCUUUGAGUUGGCCUUGAGUAGGUAACUUUUGUAAACUUAACAUAUAAUUUACCUAUCUCCGCAACCCACUAUCGAUAUGGAAAAGACUAGUGUUUUUUUACAUCUUUUCUAUCUUCACUUGUCACUUUUGACUUGAGUUUUGCUGCGUCCUGAGGCUCACUCCAGUCCAUUUUACACAGAUAUUUACCAUAAUAUUUUUUAACCGUAGAGUAGUCAAUAGAAGGAUCGAUGUAUGGAUUUGUCUGAAUUAUGUAGCUUUAUAUAACUUCAUAACUGUGCCACUAGAGAGACAAUUGUUCACCAUCAAACGUGAAAGGUAUCACCAUCUCGCUCUGCAUUAACUCUGAAAUUGUUUCAUUCCUGUCAACGAUUGCUUCAGAUUAAUGGACUCUGAUAAAUUCGUAUCUGCAAUUUAUAUUUUAAUAAUCUAGUUUCAAUACUUUUUGACGCCACUAAAUUACUUCUCGUCUUCUUGCCUAUAAGGCUUGUUUAAAAACUAUUAUUGUUACAUGAACUGAAUUAAUGACACGAAAAUCAGAGAACAGUAAGCAGGAGCUAAGUGAAACUGGUACACGUUGCUGAUACUAUAACUUGCAUGCACUGCCAGUCUAACAUUAAGCAAAAUGUUAAAUUAUACAGAUUAUCAAAUAAAGAGUAACCUUUAA
Messenger RNA from Hyalella azteca, 3598 nucleotides. RefSeq names its product flotillin-1 (gene Flo1). The record is from RefSeq and is a predicted model, not a curated record. Gene Ontology annotation, cellular component: plasma membrane. Lineage: Eukaryota; Metazoa; Arthropoda; Malacostraca; Amphipoda; Hyalellidae. Gene Ontology annotation, biological process: positive regulation of cell junction assembly; positive regulation of cell-cell adhesion mediated by cadherin; protein kinase C signaling. Bases 95 to 1396 code for a protein of 433 amino acids. The transcript has 11 exons.